Alternaria ethzedia is the source of this 1542-nucleotide messenger RNA. RefSeq lists its product as uncharacterized. The record is from RefSeq and is a predicted model, not a curated record. Gene Ontology annotation, cellular component: membrane. NCBI's taxonomy places the organism in Eukaryota, Fungi, Ascomycota, Dothideomycetes, Pleosporales, Pleosporaceae. Gene Ontology annotation, biological process: metal ion transport; transmembrane transport. The transcript has a single exon. Gene Ontology annotation, molecular function: metal ion transmembrane transporter activity. Bases 1 to 1542 code for a protein of 513 amino acids.
AUGCCGACUAUGGCGGAACCAUUGUCGGACCCGGACUUUGACAAAUUCACCGACGAGAUCAGUUCUUUGUACCCACAAGACAGCUUCGGGCCCGAAUUCUUAUCCAAACUUGCCGAACUCGUCGAACUCGCGCGCGGGGGUGUGUUGGUCUACGACGCUGAAUUGAAAGGUCUCCACAAACAGGAGAUUUGGAGUGCUACUUUCAAGGAUGUCCCCGAUAUCAUGUCUUUUCUCCAACGUGCGCCACAAGCUUUCACCAGUAUCAACUUCCUUGAGUUCCCAUUCGACAGUCCCGAGUACGAUCUGGUAUUUGCGCUAAGAGUAGCCUUGAGGUUCCUUAGAUCAGACCAGUCCCAAUCCUUGUCUACUGGUGGAACGCAAUGCUCGACAGAUGGGAGAUUGUUCUGUUCGUCUGACAAGCAUGCAAUAAUAUUCCGGACACCCAGCGGCUCUGUGCCAUUUUUGAAACUCUCGCUCGAUGAGAUUGAGUCUGAGGGCAUUGAAAGACGAUGGCUGGCGGUAGUAGCCUAUGACAAGGCGGGCAAGUGGCCGGAGAAGGAGAUUGCAAGAUGCAAACGGCGCAUGGAAGAGUACAGAUAUACAGAGGACCACAAUCCAAAUACAAACGAAGCAGCACCCUUCGACGCCUUCGCUUCUAUGCUUGAGGGAUUUAUAAUGCUGUACAUGGACGUUGUUGCAAGAGAGGCAGAGGGAUUCAUGGCAGCGAUCCAAAGUGUGGAAGAAUCCCUAGCAUCCGAUCGGACUUUAAGCACCUUACUGCGGGAGCUCAAUGCUAUCAGCCAUAAGAUUAAGGACUCCAACCUAAAAACAAAGUUUGCGUUCAGUACCGAUGCCGCAGAAUGGGCAGCCGAUAUUCUGAGGUCAAUUGAACCCAAACACAUGCGGCGGGACCUGCCGGGGUUCACUCGAUGGAUGCAGAAGAACCAUCCAGAUCGUUUACGGGAAAACAUUGCGGAGGUACGCCAGCAAAUCAAUGAUGCCAUCGCGGAAAGGCAGCAGAAGAGACAGGAGCAGCUUCAACACCGAGAAGAUUCUCGAGCGGAAAGGGAAGAGAAGUUUCUCGAAGAAAGCAUCAGGAUUGCCGAAGAGACAAAACGCGACAGUCGAACUAUGCGCGGCAUAGCCUGGGUUACCAUCGCAUUCCUUCCCGCGACCUUUGUGUCCUCAUUCUUCGGCAUGAACUUCUUCAACGGUAUUGCCGGAAAAGUCCCAUUCGAUGAGGCCAGCCACAGCGUCUGGCUUUUCUUUGUGGUAGCUAUACCAAUCAGCGCGGCGGUACUGUCCACGUUUUAUAUCUGGGAUGAAAAAGAGGCAAAGAAGGAUACUAAGAGGAAGGAAGAAGACGAUGAAAAUCUUGUAGAGAGUGACGACAAGAACGAGAAGAUCGAGACGACCAUCCCGACGAACAUCCCUGGCGAACCACCGUUGUUGACUUACCAACUCGACAAUGUACACGCUCAAAGUUCCUCGCGAGAAGACUUGGAGUUCGAGCGCGAAGCCCGAAAGGACGAGACGGAAUAG